AUGUUCCUCCAGCGCUACGUGCACGUGGUCCUAGACGCUGUGCUAGGCAGCUACGUCAAGAACAUUGACCCAAAAGCUCUCCAGAUAAGCGUAUGGAACGGCAAGAUCGAGGUCAAGACCGUGGAGCUCCAGCCGGACGCGUUUCCACUGCCAAAGCAGAUGCGACUAGUCAAAGGGACUCUUCGGCAGCUCCGUAUCGACCUCCCGUGGACGAACUUGGCGGGUCAACCCAUUCGAGUGGAUAUCGAGGACGUGAGUCUACUGCUUGAGGUUUGCACGGACGACCGCGCGGCGUCUGACGCUGUGGCACCGACGCCAGAAGAGCAGCGACGUGCGGCGAAGAAGAAGCAGCAGGACUUAAAGCGCAAACGUGCGGCUAUUGACGCUGUAGAGAAGGCAACAGAGUUCAACGAGCAAAACAAUGCACAGACUGAUGUGGGACAGAGCUGGACGCAGAGCUUUCUGUGUAAGCUGCUGGUCAAGGCACUUGACAACGUGCAGGUGCAUGUGCAGCAUCUGCAUUUGAGGAUGGAAGAUGCAGUGUCGGACCCUGGAUGCCCCUACGCUGUGGGCAUGACACUGGACGCCAUCAUUAUCAAGUCAGCGGACGAGGGCUGGAACUACACGAUGGUAGGCAGAGGCACGUCCCCACCGCACGGCAUGUCGUUCAUUAGAAAGAAGAUGGAUGUCAACAAGUUUGGCAUCUACUGGUCCCUGCCACUGGUGCCAGUGCCUGAGACAGCAUUGAACGAUGCUGAGGCGUUUGCUGCGUUGAUGAGGAGCAGCUUCAAGCCUGCAAAGAAGCAAACCCAGCCGCAAGUGGUGCAGCCAGUGCCGUCACCUCUGACUGAAUCGGCGAGAGCACAGGAUGCGACAAUGCUGAUGCUGUUUAAACCAAGUGACUACAUUGUGCACCCGCUGACGGUUUCAAUGAAGCUGACAAUAAAUGACGGUAAUGCAAAGUUGUCCAUUACGCAUCAAGAGCUGAGUGAGCGCGUACUGUCGAGACUUGGGACGUCAUGGAUGGUGGAAACCAUUGACGCCAUUGGCGAUGACGCAUGGAACGAUUUUCUAAAGAUCAUGCCAAAGUUGGCAGGGGAACGCAAGUAUACGUUGGGGUUUGUGUUUUCGGAGGCGUGGUCAGUGGCAAGAGAUCUUACAGAAGAAGAGGACGAGAUUCCGUCAGUGUUGCAGUUUAAGAGAGCUUUGUCAAGCUGCAUGCAGUGGUCUUUGGAAGAGGUGGAUCGCGUUGAGCAGUGUAUCAUCAGAUACCGGGAGGCGGUUGUUCACGUGAUGGAAGAGAAAAGUACGUACAUUGAUGCACAAGCUAGUAUCGAUCAGAUCGGUACUUCACUACACCGCCAGCAGUACCUGAGCGCGCUUUCCUUCAUUUCGUUUUUCACGGCAAUGCGUCGUCAGGCCCGAUACCUCGUACUGCGUCCAAAAAGAAUUCGUGUGAGGAACGACCCGAGGGCUUGGUGGAGAUAUGCAAUCAAUGCUGUGUUGUUGGAUGUCCGGGAGCGUUUGGCCCACGUGGAUUGGGGAGCACUCGAAACGAAGCAACGGCAAAAAGACCGGUACAAGAAAUUGUGUAUACUAGUGGAACACAGUACGACGUUUGCGGCCACACUCGUUCCGUCGGACAUGCGCUUGCUGUCCAAAGAAAUAGCGUGCAGCGAGCUGGAGGACCUGGAGUAUGUCAUGGAUGUUCAAGAACUGAUCAAGCUUCGUCGGGCCGUGCGUAAGGAAAUUGCCGACACAGAGAAGGAGCAGCAAGCUCUGCGAAGCAAUGGAGGAAGUGACUACAGGAGUGGUGGACGUCCCCCUCUGGGUCCCGAACCCUCCACUGGCGCGCGCCUCUGGUCGUACGCCGCAUGGCUUACAGGUGCUAGUGGAUCAGCAUAUGGGUCUACAGACCAUGGUGCUGGAGAAGUCCGGGUGGAGGAUGUGAAAUGGAGUGACCAAGACGCUAACGAUCUUUAUAAAGCGAUUGAUUUUCAUCCGAAGAGAGAAAAGGUGAUCGAAGAACUUGACAACGAUGAGGUCAAAGAUGCGGCUGAACGAGAGAAACAGUUGCUACAAAACCACCAGCACAUCUUAUAUCGCUUCCAACUCACCCUAUGUCGGGCCAGCUUCGAGCUCAGUCUUGAAGAUGUUCACACCGAUUUACGUGAUCGCAGGGAAUAUAGCAAUGUGGAGCUGUCGUCAUCAUCGUGCUUGAACGCUUCGUUAGAUGACGUAGAGAUCCAAUUCUUGGUACGGCCGUCAAGCGUAGAAUUGGGCCUUCAACUACGUGAUGCUUUCUUUAGUCAGGGUUCUAGGCUGUCGGUGCACGACGAAUCGUCAUUAGAAAAGCGGUCUGUGAGUUCGUCUGGAACCCGCUUUUUUCUUCAGCGUAUGGACAUCGACGAGGUCGUGGAAUACCAUCCUGUUGGAGUUCGUAAUCAAAUGAGCAGCGUGCGGCUUCGCUAUUGUGAGAAAGAGCUGCCUCUGGUGCAGCUCAGCAUUGAAUGUGCUCGCCAGCGUAAAAUCGGAAUGGCUUCGGACUCAAUGAAUGCCAACGGGGAUGUUGCGCUGGCUACAAGGGAUGUCGCACUGGCGGCUAAUCUGUUUAGGGUGUCUUUGGUGACACAACCAAUUCGAUGCAACGUCAACUUGAUGUUUCUCCUGAAUGUGAUGGCUGUUUUUUCUCGCCCAGUGAACGUGGAUUUAUCCGGACUUGAGCACAGUGCUUGGAAAAAAGCGCAAAGUUUGCAACGUUCCAGUGCUGCUCAGCUGCGAGAUGCGCUGGCCCGAAGAACGAUGGUCGAAGUGCGCUUAGACGUGAUUUCUCCUCUAAUUAACUUUAUUCAGGCAACAAUGCCGGAGACGAGAGUCUUCAAAGGUGACGAGGUGAGUCUGUUGGUAUUUCUUGGUCAUCUAAAGGCACAAACGAAACACCCGAGCGACGUUAUGGACGAAAGCAAAAUGACGGAAGAGUUGGGUGACUGCACGAUGGGAACAACCGCGAGCCAGAUGGUUGUUCUGGCCCCGUCGGAGGAAUGUCUAUAUGACGUUCUCGAGAUCAAUAUUUCUGGUAUUGAAGUACAGAUUAUCGAUGGUGAAAACAUCAGUGGUGGUAAUCGGGUUUUUCUAUCGCGGAUCCACUCCUGCAAGAAGUCUUCAUGGCAUUACUUGCUGGAAAAGACAUCUCUGACAUUUAACUUUUACAUGAGCGUCACACCAGACGACCCGAGCAUUCCUCUUCUGAAGCUAUCUGGCGGAGUUGACCACGUCAACUUGAACUUGUCCGCGAGAAGUUUCCGCUCGUUGGUACAGCUGAUGCAUUCAUUUGGCGAGAACUUGUCACUUCAUGCUACACGCCGCAUGCGCAAAGAUAUGGCCGCAGCCGCCCACAAAAUCGACCACCCCGCGCGGUAUCUAGCGACUGCUGUAUCACGAUGCCGCAAGCAGAAAAUCGUACGAAAAGCUUCCUCGUAUAUGAAUCUCGGGGAUAUCGCUUUAUCCAGUAGCGAUCCAGGUGGAAGGCAUACUACAGCGUCUGGCAAUAGUCCAUACACACAUUUAUCAAAAAAGAUUCAACUCGAGCGCCAAAAAACAUUUCGAGAAAAGGAAAUCGACGACAACGAUUUACUUAAGCUGUGGGAACGCGUGAUUUGUCAGCUUCAAUUUGGAAUCGGAGAGAUAAUUCUCACGCUGCAAGUUCGAGAGCCAGGCAACGGCUCAGGAAAAACUGUAUGUGUGCGUGCAGUUGAUAUUAGCACGCGAUUGCAAAUACGGUCCUACGAUAGAAGGUUAGACUUUGCGCUUGGUACACUUUUGGUGGAGGACAUUCUUCUCUUGAGGUCGUCAUCGUCAUCAAAAGUGGUGGAAAAAAAGCGGUUUCUCAUGAAAUCAGGAAAUCACGAAGUGGUGAUUGACGCGGAACAGAAGUCAAAAGAGGAACCUAUUAAACCUCCAACUUCGUCGGAACAACUGAUUCAUGUGGCGAUUACGGGUAUUGCGUCUGAUGCUGUGAUGUUGAAGGACAAACAGCUGUGGAAAAGUGUCCGGCAUGCGCCUCUUUCGUCGUCUUCUGGCAAGAAUUCCGUUUGGCAGGAUCCGCUUAUCACCGCCCUAUCGGUUGAUGCUAGCUUGCGAGUAUUAACGAUUGAUGUCUACCAAGACACUCUCGCAGAUGUCUUCGUAUUCUUUUUUCGACAAAGUAAGGAAGAUGCAGACGUAAAAAUGCAGGCUCUACGACCACCUCUUCUAUCAUUGCGAAGCAUCGGUGAGGGAAGCACAACCGGCAGAAACGAUUUGGCUACCAACAUAGAUGACCAAUCUGCCCUGUCGCCGGUGGAUGCGCAGGCAAAUGAAAAUACAUUUUCAAGGAAGUUAGGCGUGUGGGUGACAUCUUCAUUCUUAGACAACCACCUUGGUGCCAGCCCUAAGAGGGAAGACGAGCAACAAACAGCGGCAAACAAGCAAUGUGGUAUCGCAGAGGAAAACCAGCCAGCCGCGAUGCAGUCUCGCCUUAAUGUGGAAGGUUUGUCGUUGUUUCUCCAUUUAGACGACAAGCAAAGACUGGAAGGGAUGUCGUCAGCGUUUGCUAGUUUGACCGCACAGCAAUUCUGCUGCUGUGUACAGCGGUUUCCACUUCACUUGAGCGUGUUUGCCUACUUGACCUCAUUGAAAAUCCAUGAUGUAUCGCUAUUGGAUCAGCAUCUCAGUGAGAUCGUAUCUCACGGAGACACAUCCACUAAACCGGACGAAGAUAAACUGUGGAAUGAUCGCGAUGCUGCGUGUGAAUACGAUGACGACAUCGCAUUGGGUCAUAUUCCAACACAAUGCGAGAUUCUGAACUUGCUUGAUCGCGUCCCUGCAGUGUUUUCGUGCGCGGUGCAGUUUUACGGCGUGGACACUAUUCAAGAAGUGUGGCAUCCAGGCUACAGUAGCCGGUAUACUGUGCGUCUCAAGUCACCGCGGAUCCGCUUUCUCUACAGUUUUGUUGAUGAUAUGUGCAACUACUGGAUGAAGGGCGUUUUGCUGGCGACAAUAUUAUCUAUCUUGUCACGUGAGCAGACUGAUACGCUUUGGGAGGGCGAUUUUCAGCUUGCCGGUAUUCAAGGAAGCCCUGCCUCCCAGAAGGGCAAUGAAGAGGAGGAAGACGCUAAAGUUGAAGCAUCGUCGAGUACGAUCUCGAGCCCUGAUGUUGUGUCGAUGUUCCCGCUCAUUGAUAUUUACCUGGAAGAUGCUGUAUUGGAAAUGCCCCCUCAUCGUAUGUCAUCGGAAUCGCUGUUAUUACGCUUUGACACUUUCCGUGCAUCUAACAGAAACAUCGUUGAUAGUUUCCUUGGUAUGGAAAAUCGUGUCGUGGCAAAAGUGCUUUUGAACUCGUCACUAAAGCAGCUGCAACUUGACAUGAAAGCUCUUCGGAUUGUUUCGGUUAUUCUUAUGGACCACAAUGAUGCGGAUAAGCGUCUAGAAAGUGGCGGGCUUAUUACGCAAAGUUUGUUAGGACUUACGAACUAUUCACUGUCCGUAGAUUUCCGCUCACAUGUUGAUAUGAAGGUGAGCAUAAUUUGCAGCCCUGUUCGCUUGGUUUGCAAUCAAGACCAGUACGCCUUCGUAUUGAGAGUACCAUUCCAGAACUAUCGUGAACGCACCCGGUAUAACUUUCGUCCAGGGGCUGAAGUACCAGCGAGAGUUGUAGCGCGCGCUUCUUCUCGCCGACUCUUCUUACGCCAUAGUGUCGACGGGUUUUCGUCUUCCGGGAGGUUUAUAGAGGACGGUGACGAAGCUAGUGACGGGACGAGCGCGUCCGAGGUUCCAGAAGCUACAGAAGAACACCACAUCAUCUUUGAUCUCCAUGUUCCAGAAAUUACGAUGGAAAUCUUGCAAGGGCAACACGGGUAUCACCCCUCAAGCAGUGGUGACCUUGACAUGGCCAAGAAGAGCAAGGCGAAUGACGCCUCGAUCUGCCUGUUAGCUCUAUCUGUAUUAUCAGCACGCGCCAAUUACGAUUUAGUCAAUCAAAGGCUGACGGCAGAUGUUGAUUUGGAGGGUGUUCACAUUCGAGACUCACGAGUACAUUCGAAAAUGUCAGCCUCGUACCGUGAUGUUAUUGUGUUCGAGCGGUGCAGGGAUGGACUGCCGAAAGCAGUCAAGCUCCAGCUGGUGCGCGAAAAUUUUGACGUGGGUGUAUCGACAAUACGUUUCGAUCCGCAUCGACACAAAUUGCGAGCUUCCGGAACGAGGUUUCGGCGCACCUCGUCUAGAGCUUCCGUAGGAUUGUUCGGGUCGGAGAUCUCCCUAAGACGAACUGAGUCUGAAAUUUCUGCCUACUCGCUGAAGUCACCGACAGUGGCAAACCGCGGCGUGCAUUGUGACAACCCUAGAGAGAAGACGCCUUUCUCUUCACUGGUAGGAGUGGAGGAAAGAAUGGAACUGGUGAUUGAUGUGGCUGGGUUCAAGGUCAUACCAUCCAACAUCCACUAUGAAUUGAUCGAGUUUUUAACAACGCCCCCGAGUUGGAGUACAGAAGACGUUGACUCUGUGAGUAGUCGAGGUAAUGAGGAGACAGGGAAUGCUAACUCAGAAGAAUCAACGGUGGUGCCGCCAACAUAUCGGCGGAUUGGCUUGGAGCUGAACUUGGGCCCGUCCGCAUUUCUGUUAGUAGAAGAUCCUUACAAACUCAAAUCUCGAGCAAUGGUGCUGUCAUGGGAGUCGUCAUUGAUUCUAAACUAUCUUCGACAAACAAAUGAAGACGAAUGCCCGGACGUCGAAGGCAUCGGCGAAGAGUAUCCUGCGCACAGUCGAAACCAGUUGCAAAUUUGUGUUGAUCUGGAAAACAUAUACGCAACUUCGCGAUUGUCCGAGGAAAGCAUAUGGGCAGCUGAGCAAGCUGCAACAGCAGCGUCUGCUGAUUGCUUGAAGCCUAUUGGCAUGGAGAGUGUAUUCCAAGUCGAUCUUCGCUCUCACUUUGUCCGCUUCCAAACCACGUUCGACCGCGUGAUGGAACUCCGCUUUGGCUAUUUGGAUUUUUGCACGAUGCUUGCAGCUUUCGAACACGUUUUACGCAGGCCAUUAACGACCAGUCAGUCAAGUGCUCCUCGGGGCCAGAACCGGCGGUCGAUGUCCGGCUCAUCGAUUUCCUCUCUUUCAGGUGGGGGUGCGGAUAGCGAAUCUGCGUCUUGCGGUGGACGUCAGCAAUGCCCGUCGUCCCCGCGUUCAAGCCUCGCGCUCUUUAUGUUAAAGCGAUGUGAACGGCAGUGCACCGCUGCUCUCUACGGGACUUCUUUAAUCUAUUUGGUAUCAGCAAGUUUCCGCGGACGCCUGGAGACGCGACCAGUUGUUGGAUUCUAUAACUCGACAUGGCGCAAACGGUACCUUGUCUUGCCGUACACAGCACAGCAGCGUCAACUGGUUCAAAGUGUGGCGUUCCGGAUAUUGCCAGCAUCUGAAAGUCGCCGGCAAAUUGGCGACGAAGUAUACUACGGUGACAGAAUAAUAUUGGAAGCUGUGGUGACCACAAACCAGGAAAAGACCGAGGAGAAGUCUUCAAAAGUUACCUUGCUUUCGAAAGAGGAAGCAUCUGAUGCAUCACCCACCGCCGGCAAAGAGACAGUGAAGCUACCGCAUUCCACAUUAAUUCAGAAGUACGAUCAACUUGGUGCCAAUGGUUACCUCGGCCCAGAAGGGUCAGCUGGAGUGUUCGAGACCACGAUAUGGAAGCAUGGAAGUACUAUGUUUAACUCAGACAAGAGCGUAAUUUAUGAUCGAGAACUCAUCGUGUUUGAGGAGGUCACGAUAUAUCGCUCGUUCAGCAAAGGCAAAACGUUUGACGCAGCAAACGAUGCUGGUCAGCAAAUGGACUUCAACUUAUCUCGGUCGGGGCACCAAGCUGAGGGCGCGCACACGGUAGACGCAACAAGCGCGCGGGGCGGUGGUUACUUGAUGUUUAAUGGUGUCGGCGAUGCACCGAUUCCGUUUGCGUUAUCGAUUGUAUCAGGCACAUCUAGAGCUGGAUGCCCACAGCGCGAGGAGCAGAGUCCGACUGAUGCGGAUAAUGUUGAUACAGUCGGUGACGCCCUAAAUUCGUCGGCUGACGCUUCAGUCACUACGCAUCCCCCGGAGACCCCUUCGGCCUCAGCAAGGUCUGGGAAUAAAAAGCGCAAGUCUCUUUUCGCGUACGCCUCAUUCCUCGACAAUUUGAAGAUUUUGGAGUUUACACUUCCAGGUGUGAACGCGACAAUUGUAAAUGACUUUCACAACAUGCUUCUGCCGCUGCUUCAUUUCCGUGUGGCAGCGCUAAAUGCAGACAUCAGGGGAAGGAUAGAAUAUAAAUUUACAGCAUUGACAAGCCUGCGUUUUGGGAUUCAAGCAUACAACUCUCAACUGGCUGUUUGGGAGCCUGUACUCGAAGAUUUCGAGAUGAAUAUGGCAUAUCAUGGAAUGGGUGGUUUAUUGUGCGACUAUUGCAUGUCAGAGCGGCAAUCAGUGUCUCCCACAGGCGCUGCUCUGCGCUGCGAUGGCAUGCCGCUAUGCCUUUUUCGAUCUUCCCGAACUGAAGUGUUCACUGAUGCGGCCGCGCAUUCAUGGGAAUCGAAGAACUACAUCUAUCGCGAGCUACUGGAACAGCCUGAUGUUCAAGAUGGUGCCAAGUUGGCAAAUACCUUCAUGAUCGUGGCGAAAGACGACUUCAAUAUUAAUGUUUCGCGAAACGUGAUUAACGUACUAGUGCACUUCUUUGCAUUGGUGACUGAAGUGACCGCAGCUGACGAGGCCUUAUCAUCUCGGCUUGGUCCGUUCAUAUAUGUCGAUAAUCAGUCAGGCAUUCCAUUUGUUGUGGCAACGCAUCCUUCGUCAUCUGUUGGUGCAGCAAGCACAGCCGGGGGGACGCCAUCUUCGUCCCGAAGGCCGACUGGAUCAAUUGAAAUGCCUACUGAUGUUCCAGGUGCUGACACCAACGAUGAAAUCGUAAAGGCAGGGACAGCAAUGUUUAACAGCCUCGCUUGGAGUCGUCGUCGACUAUCGACUAUGCUAAGCGACAUUUCUUCUGCAGAUACAAGGUGGAUCCGAGUCGAAAGCGGGGAACGAAUCGCUACUGAAAUUGUAGCACAUGAAGCACCAGCAGGAUGUGUAACGUCGCCGCUACGUCGCUUGUUGUGGCUAAAGCCGCAAUCUCACUCACAAGGAAUAAAUUCUUCGAAAGCAAUCCCUGUGCCCAUUGGGUAUUCAAAUCGAAGCUAUCUUCAUCUGGAGAGCAGCGGCAAGCAACACGAUUCAUGGCAUGGAGAGAGCAUAAUUUGCGAGACAGUCGCAGAACAGGGCACGCUCGUACUGCGGCUUCGAGGGAAGGUACAGCUGAUGAAUUUCUACGAUGUACCGAUUCAAAUCAUCUACAACGAUCAACGGGAGGAGACAAUUGAGCCUGGUGGCAUGACAGCUCACUACAUUCCCAUUCAGUAUCUUGAUUCGGGGAGCAUUGCAUUUCGUCCACUGCUGUCUAAUGGAGAGGUUCAACGCUCAGAUGCCCUUUCAAUCGCAUCGCUAUUGCGUUCAAAUGACUUCAAAUAUUGUGGUCGCUCAAAGCGCCGUCAGAAUGUUGGGUCUCUCGAGCUACGCAAGGCGUUGACGUUUUACUGGGAUGUUCAUCCUAGCGUUGGAGUCGAGGAUGGUGCAGACGCUACAUUUGGUGUGUCGUUGCCACCGUUCCAAGUGAUUCUUACUGCACUGCGAAAGUCGGAACGUCACGAGACAACAAUAACGCUACGGCCACCAAUUGUUUUGGAGAAUCUUGUGCCUUAUGAACUCUCCUAUCGCACUGUGUGCAUGAAAUCAGAAGCUGAAGUCGUGUGGGUAGCAAAAAACGCGGCCUCUUUUUCCGGUGCAAACGGAAAGGUGCCGUCUGGAAGCAGUGCUUGUCUUGCGGGAUUGGAUAUAUUGGAGCGAGAUCUGGAGAACGGAGUGGUCGUGCAAACACCGACAGUGGUCGGAUUGAGCCUUGCACUUCCACAAAUCGAGCUGCGGAGAUUCUCAAGGUGGUCCAGCGAUGCGUUCAUUUAUGGUUGUCGAUCAUUUUGUGAGCGGAUCGAGUUGAAUAUGCGCGAUGACAGCGACGCAGAAGCUACUACGAUUGCAAACAAACUCACAAUCUGCGUUGAGAUUACACAGUUGGAAAAACUGCGGUCGCGAUCUCUAAAUACGCUCUGCCCAGUCGUGUGCCGAGUGUUCACGGAGUACUGGCUGAUCGAUCGGACGUCACUGUCGCUUGCAUUUUACACUGCAGAUGAUUACCUCAUUCCAUCCAAUCAUCCGGGUCGGCUGUACGAGGGCAACGGGAUCGAUGAUGACAACUCUUCCCCCGUGUCACUGUCGGUGUUCUCGUGUGAGAGCAAGCAAAGUGUAUCAAAGAUGAAGAUUGGUAUUAAGGGGAAUGAAGGCGAGCGUGAAGUGCAAUCUGAUCCAUUUGACAUCAGCGCUGUGGGAGUGCGUGGACAAAUUCUUGUACCCACCAAUCGGUCCCGUGAUGCUCGGUUUUUGCUGUCUACCAUCACCGAGUUUGGAGCACCACCAGGUAACCUGAAAUCAACUUUUACCCAGUAUGAAUUUGGUGUGAUGAUCGAGCAAGGCCCAGAGAAGUUUUUGCGAUCGCGUGUUGUAACAUUGGUUCCACGAUACUAUUUCAUUAACACGUCAAGCAGGUUUGAAAUUCACGUCCGUCAGGAGCGCUCAACAGACCCUAGUUCAGUGAUCAUGCUUCGUCCAAAUGACAGCAAGAUCUUCCACUGGAGCGAUUCACGAUUGCCAUUCCGGGUUCAGGUUUGUUUUGUGCGACCUGAUAAGCGCCACGACGCUCGUAACAUAGCCUCGUUUGUGAACUCGUCGCAAUGGACCGCGCCAUUCGAGCUUUCGGCAGUGGGUAAUUUUGUGCUUCGCGUAAAAUCGAAGGUCAGACCAGCACCACCGUGUCUUCCUGGCUGUUUCGAAGGAGGAGCUUCAAAUCAGAAGCAGGUUGAAGAAGUUGAAGACAUGGAAGAAGAAGAUGAUGAGCGCAAUGACGCUAAGCGGAUGCUCACCGAUGGAAUUCAGUUGAAUGUGGCUGUUGAGCUUCAUGAUCCUUCCUUUUUGGUGUAUUUGGAGGAGAGCAGCCCGUCGGUUCACGUCUCACCAUCACCAUUGUCUGAAUGCGAAGCGAACUAUCGAAAGCAUGCGCCGAACAAAAAGCAGAAGAAAGAAGACGAAGCAUUCGUGCCGUUUAAGAUCAAGAAUGAGUGCAGCAACUUAGCGCUGAUCGUGUGGCAAAAAACUCGCCUGAAAGAUGGCAAGGGAAAUGUAACAAUCGGCUUUGAGGGUGGAGAGUCCGUGCUUCCGUUUCAUUCGAUCGACUAUGUGCCAUUCCGCUUCUCCGCAUUCCCGACGGUGUUUAUACAGGUACAGAAAGUGGCUGGGCUGGGUGUUAAUGCAUUGCGCAAAAAACACGCAUUACGUGGUCACCACGGUGAUCGGAUGGACCCAAAGUCCUCAGGAACAGAGAGAAAGAAGGACGACUCACCAGUAAGUGCAAUUUCCCGAGCAGCAAUGUUGGACCAAGCCCACGUAGUCACAAGUUUUGAGGUACAGCUGAAAAAGCUCCAGUGUCUUCCGACAAUCGAUGUGUCUGAGGGCUCAACAAAGAAGCGACUAUGGGCCGAAGUGUUGCUGGAUGAAACGACGAAAACUUUGCUGGUGACUGAUAUGCUGCCGGGUUUCUCCGGCGAGCACAAGAGGCGACGACGGGCAACACUCCUUCGAAGUUGGAAGCGCUACAAUACAUCAAUCGUCUAUAUUUCGCAUAUGCUCUCGGCGCAUGCAGCUCAUCUUGCGAAUGGAUUGGACAAUGACCUGAUUCAAGAAGCGCCUGCACCGAAGAAGUGUGUGCGUUUUUUGACAGACAUUGCAAAAGUGAAGACCAAGCUCAGCGUAGAAGAGGAUGGAACCCUGAGGGCAACAAAACUAGCCUAUAAAGCUGACAGUAUCCCGUCAUCAACCGAAGGAGAGAAAGAGGUGGAAGCACUGGCACUCUGUGCUCGGCUUGUAGACGCUGGGCAUCUCGAAGAAGUGUUUCUUCAAGCUGGACGGAGCGAUCUGACAUCGUGUCAGCCGUUCAUUACAUUCUCAUUAAAGACUGCAGAGGGAGAAGUUCGGACGAAGCUUACUCCCCAGUCCUCAACAGUAUUUCCGCGCUGGCUGCCUGCACUUCACUCAAAGGCGACUUUAAGCGCUUUGGUGCUAUGCAACGAUAGUGGUGACGAGAAAAACGAGACGAGAUUAAACUACGAGUUCGGUACUGGUGCAGAGAUUAUUGUGGAGAUACGGGAAGCUGAUAAAGUUCUCUUCGGCUCGUCGAUCGUUGCAGCUACACGUAUUCCGUUGCAGGAAUACUGUGCUGCUGCUAUAAUCUCUUGCAGAAAUGAUGCAAAUUACGAGGCGCCAGUGGUAGAGUUUCUUGCUCCUGUGCGUUUGACUCAGACAGGUGGAGGUUGGCUUCAUCCUUUAGGAAACGAAACGCGAAUCCGUUUCCAAAUGUGUUGUCGACGAACGUCCACGACUCGAAGUGCCAUUGCUGAGCUUAAUGGAAAGGGAGUAAAUGAUCAUGACGCGGUAAAGGAGGUAACAGAUAUACUGUCUGCAUAUCAGCUGAAGAAAGAGCUGGACUUGCUGUUGAGCUCUAAGUCGCAGCUAAAAAUGUUGCUGGAGCACGAAGCAGUUGAUACGUCAACCAGUGGUAGUAAUAUCCCAGCAGCGUUGCGUCCGGCGCUGGACUGCUCAACACAAGAAGAGAAAAAUAAUUUUACUCUUUCGCACUUAGUUGCUGGUGGGGACGAUAAUUCUGCCGAUCCUUGUGGUCAAAAUGCUAACUCGAUUCGAGGGUCGGCUGCCUCGGUGACUACGGAUGGAUCCAUUAGCGACGGCACGUAUGACGAGAUGGUUGACGAAAAGCGGUUGACGGCCGUUCUAAUUGGCGUGUCGAAUCUGCAAAUUCCCACAGAGGUUAUUCGCGAUAACUUCAAGCACACGCAUCGAAAAGUCGAGCAUUUGGAGCCGAAGGUGUAUUGUACGAUCACUUACCAGAAGUCAACGCGCUCAGCGUUGUCAGCGAUUGCCAAGUCUUCGAGCGUAACAUCAUCGAUGGAGCAGGACAAGUCUGAUGACAGCAAAUCCACAUCGUCUGGGGGGACGUCAAUGGCAGGAUCGCCAAGCAAUCAUGCGCAUCUGCAACAAGUUCGCACACAUGAGUUCCUGCAGGGCCAAGUACUAGGACUUGAUCUUGUCUAUCGAAACGGACGUGUACUGGUUCAAGGUGUAGUUUGUGAUGGGCCUUGUGGAGCUCUCGUUUACGAAGGUAAAAUCCGCAUUGGUGAUACCGUGGUCGCAGUCAACAAGAAAUCCAUCGUAAACCUUCAUCGCAACGCAUCAUUUGCAGUGAUUGAGAAGGCCAUGCAUUGGGGAGAAGGUAUCGGAAGCCAGAUUCCAAGUCAAGCGUCACGGUCGACAUUUACAUUAUCAUUUCUGUAUCAGCCUACCAUGACUGCGUCAUACACGAGACCUCCGUGUGCGCAGUCACUGUGCGAAGAAGCUGGUGUCCGGAGGUAUGACGCGGAGUGGAAUCGACGGGUGGAAUUUGUUGAAACACCAAAUACGAAGUCUGCUGCGGAAUCUGGCGAUGAGCAAGUGCUUGUGCGCGUGUACUUGCGGAACGAAACAUCAGAUCAUGGUCUGUCAGCCUCACAGGAAUCCAGCAUUGUGCCAUUUCUGUUCUUCUUUGGUGAUGACGCUAUGAUGGAUCACCUCGAUCAUAGCAAGCAAGAUUCGCGCUUUGACGUGCUUUUGGCGGAGUGCUGGGUACCUUUACCGCCAUCUUCUCUCCCUAAUGCAGGAAAUUUGAUGUCGAUGCAUGGAAAUCCCAUGGCUGAACCAUCCGCGCUUACAUUUAACGAACGGAUAUGUGCAUUGUACUCGCCACAGCAGCGUUCGCGCCAACACUCGGCACUUGAAAUGAUUGGUCAACUGCGACUCGCCUUAAAGUGGGAUUUCAUAAACCCGCUCCGGGCAGCUCAUCAACAGAGAGAUCUAAGUCUUCAUUUCCAGCUAGAAGUAGCGCGUAUUUGUAUUUCGGUUGCCGAUGAUGGUGCAUGGAGUUCGAUGGCUUCAGCGACAGGUCCACAACAGCCACGAGAGGUACUCUGCGUUUCUCUAUCCGACCAGAACGCGUCCGCAGGCGUCCAGUUGAGCUACGGCCAAAUAUCUGACGGCAAAAAAGUGUUAAAUGCCCGUAUUGGGCAUUUUCAGAUCGAUAAUCAGCUUCUAGACACGAACUACCCUGUUCUACUGCGUCCAAUUCGUCUGCUAGAUGCGCAAACGCAAGAAGAAGGCUACACAAUGGCGCGUGGCGAAGGAGGAAAAGAAAAUGCUGAAACUGGACAGGUGGAGAUCCCGAUGCUGUUGCCAACAGUACAGCUUAUGACAGUCUUCAGCCAUCAGCCGAACGUGGUUCAGUUUGAUUACAUUUUCGGUCAGCUCCAAGAGCUAGAAAUCAAACUUGAAGACGCGACGCUCGUCUCGUUGGCCCGUGUUUUCUCUGGAGUCAAAUGGUCACACCCAGCUUCAAACUCGCGCAUGAGUAAGCAAGAUAAGCGCUCUAGCGAUGGGUUUGGCUCGAACUUGGCACUCAAGCUCCUGGAGAUCGAAUGGUCGACACCCUCGUUGCUCUCCGCUGCUGCUGGUGGGCGCUUGGACAGUACAACGAGCGGUGGAGGAGCGAACAUGAAGGUGCUUUUGCGAUGGCUUUUGCUGUGUCCUGUAAAGGUUAACGUAACAUUUACGAGUACCGCAGAUCGAUCACUCCUGCUGUCACUGCUGUCACCGGACAUGUCGUCUGCUCUGAGCACGCUCAUUAGUGCAGCAGCAGCUCUUGUUUCAAACCUGGACCAGGCCCCCAUCCGAAUACCGGAGUUUUAUGUGGAGAAUUUGCUAGAGACAACACACACUCUGGCAUUCUAUGCGAUGCAGCAUUACCUGCACCAUGGUUUGCGCAGUUGGUACAGCAUCAUGGGUUCCGUUGACUUUUUGGGAAAUCCUAUCGGUCUUGUAAGCACGUUGGGCACCGGUGUGAAGGACUUCUUUUACACGCCCGCGCAGAUGCUACUGGAGGAUGAGAACGGCUUACGGAUCGAUAAUUUGCGAACCGGCAUGACGAAAGGCUCCAAAAGCUUGUUGCGAAACACGGCUGUAGGUAUCUUUCACACAACUGGCAAAAUCACUGAGACGCUUGGCAAGGGUGUCGCAUUAUUGGCGAUGGAUGAGCAGUACUAUGCGCAGCGACAGCGCGCUUCAACGCGACAAAUAAAAAAGAUCAAUGACAUUGGUGACGGAAUUGCCGAAGGCAGCAAAGGGCUCGUGGGCGGUGUCUGGGAUGGAAUCAAAGGUGUAGUGGCUGCACCUGUGCGUGGUGCAGAACAAGAUGGUGCAGGUGGAUUUGUGGUGGGUAUCGGCAAAGGCGUCGCGGGCUUGAUCGCGAAGCCCACAGCUGGUUUCUUGGAUUUGCUUACCAGUCUUUCACGAGGCGCAAAGACAAGUGCGCAGUCGUUAGACGGUACUGACCGUAAUGCAUACGACGUAAUCACGCGCUUCCGACUACCGCGCCGUAUUUGCUCGGAUGGAGUUCUCGUGUCCUAUAGUGAGCGAGAAGCACGGGGAUACGCUGUGUUGCUACUGACACCGCUGGACGCUACGGACGAGUAUGUGUACCAUGUGGAUUAUGGCAUCGAACCCCACCGCGGACUUUUGCUGCUUACAGACAAGCGCCUCAUUUGUCUGAGUGGCAAGACGGGUCAGAAGCUGUGGGAAGUAGCGCUCGACUCGACGCUGGCAAUUGUUGUCGAAGGCACUUCCCUCAAGAUCGGCCAGAACACGUCUCCAUCCCGAUCAUACAACAUCGAAUGCGACAGCGAGGUGGCGGCAACGAACUUUCAAGUAGCCGUCGAUUCAGCGCGGGUGGACGUGUCGACAACGAGAUAUCUUCUUCUGAAUCUUGAAAAAAGCCAGGAGGAGUCUCGCAUUGCUGGUGGCGGCCGUUUCAGCAGCGCAACAACCGGACUAUUAACCAACGACGAAGACCGCACAGAUCUGCAUGUACUCAUGGAAAAUGUCCAAGACACUACAGUCUCAGGAGUCUCAAACGACGAUCUCCGGUCGCAGCCUCUACGCUCCGUGCGUGUAGAAGUGUGUCAUUUGCAGAACAAGGAUGCCCAUGCCAAUGUCCCGGACCGUGCAAUCGAUAAGCUGCUGUCAUUCAGCGUGUUCCAAGUUCAAGUGUACGGAGGACCUUAUCAGUGGACGGUAUUCCGCCGGUUCAGCGAGUUCCGAGAGCUGUGUGCAAAGCUAGAAGGUGCAGGAUAUGUCCUGGAUGGUCUCCCUCUACUACCGCCACGAACAUUUCUUCCCAGCACGCGUGCUCCGGUUGCAAAACAUCGACAGGACGCACUGAACAUGUUCCUGCAGGCAGCUAUCAUGCAUUCCGUUAUCAGUCGCAGCGCAGCCAUGCUAGACUUCCUUACGCGUGAAGCCCGCGAAGUGCGAGUGAGUUUGCCGCCUCUCUCACCUGCCGGUGACAGGGAAGCACCCCAACGUGGAGACUCGCCGUGA
This is a messenger RNA of Peronospora matthiolae, 16671 nucleotides long. The record is from the annotation of a GenBank genome assembly. NCBI's taxonomy places the organism in Eukaryota, Oomycota, Peronosporomycetes, Peronosporales, Peronosporaceae.